AUGGAAACCAUCCAGUCCCGCGUAUUAACCGCACAGAGCAGCGCUACCCAGAAGCCAGCCCUAGAGAUGGAGAAUUAUGAUGGCUCCCUGAGCUUCUCUCCUUUCAGAUUCAAGCAUUUUAAAGAAAAGGUGUCACAGAGCUUUAGGGAGAGAGGAGCAACUGGAAGGAUAGUGCAGCUGUCCUUUGCUGGGGUGAUUCUCUACCUUGCAGGCUACUCCUCUGGGCUGACUGGCCCUGGGGAGGUGAGCAGGCCCCUGGGUGAGUUGGUGUCUGUGCUGUGUCAGUACCAUGAAUGGCAUCAAAGAAAUAGGAAAUAUUGGUGCCGAGGAGCAGUUUGGAGAUCCUGUCACAUAGCUGUUGAGACCACAGGGUCGGAGGCCGAGGCAAAGGGGGGCAGAAUCUCCAUCAGAGACAACCACAGGCUGCGCACAUUCACAGUGACCAUGGAGAACCUGAGGCUGGGAGACGCUGGGAUUUACUGGUGUGGGAUAAGCAAAUUUGGAUUCGAUACAGGAGUUCCUGUUAAGGUGACUGUUCUCCCAGGCUAUUUUUCUGCACUGGCUGACCCUGCACUGACUGCCCCUAGGGAGGUGAGCAGUCCCCCGGGGGGCACUGUGUCUGUACCAUGUCAGUAUGGUAAAAGAAAUCAGGGAUCUCAGAAAUACUGGUGCAGAGGUGCACAGUGGAAGAGCUGCUCCAAAGUUGUUGAGACUGAAAAGUCAGAGGUCAAGGUGAAACGGGGCAGAGUCUCCAUCACAGACAAUCACACCAUGAGCACAUUCACUGUGACUAUGGAGAACCUGACUCUGGGAGACGCUGGGAUCUACUGGUGUGGAAUAAAUAUAAAAGGUGGAAGUGAUCCUCAUUCCCUUGUUAAUGUGACUGUUCUCCCAGCUCUUUCCACUGCAGUGAUGGUAACCACUGGAUCUCUCUCCCCAGCAACAGGCCCAGCACACACAGUUGAGCACCCCAAAAGUUCUCCUUUCACCAGUGCUGUGUUCCUGCUGCCAGUGCUCCUGGUGGUUUUACUUAUAUUACUGAGCGGAGCCAUGCUUCUGGCCAGAAGAAUGAUGCUGAAGAGGAAAAAGGCUGCUGGAGCCGUUGGGCCUAGCGCAGCAGUGAAUGAGGCUGUUGCCAGCACCGGAAGUGAUGUUCCCUAUGCAACUGUGAAACCAAAAUCUAGAAAAUCCAACACCACAGCCUCAUCACCCCACUCCGCUCAGGCCGAGCCCAGUCCAGAAAGGGUGGAAUAUUCUGCUGUAGCUCCAGGACUGACAGAUAUUUCUUACGCCACAGUGAAAUAUCCAAUCCUGGAUGAGCAGGUAAUCUACAUCAACGUGGACAGGCCAUCCAGUCAGCCUCCCUUGAGCAGCCCUUGGGAACAAACUGAGUAUUGCGAAGUGAAAAAGAAAUAGGCUCCCUCUGGAACAUUGCACUUCCACAAAACAACAGGGAAGGAGGGAAAGGAAAUAUUUGCAACCUCCUGGAGCAGUGUUGCAAGGAAUGAAAUUGCCUGAGAUGAGCUGGUGCUGAUGGAGUCCCAACCAGAUUAAGCAAAAUGCCAGAUGGAACUAUAUUGAACUGGGAGACUCACCAGAAUGGUUUGAUGCAGCUGAACACGAUGUGGUGUAAUGGGGGGAAUGCUGUGGAAAGGCAGAAAAAUCAGUUCCUCAGUCUUGUUUAUUUAUGUGUACGUCAGUUCUCACUUGUACUCUCUCAUGAAGUUAAAGCUGGAGGGGUGGGGGGAAAAUGUGAUUCUGCAGAGAUGGGUCCAAGUCAUGUAGUUCUGCUCCAGUUUCCUGGAUUUGAGGGAAGAGAGGUUGGGUUUGGGAUUCAUCCUGACCCAGGGAGCAUGGUGGUGGUAACAUCUUCGUCCCCCAGCUCUGCUGAGACAGUGAAGAGGCUGCAUGCAUCAUAGCUGCUCAGAGAGAUAAGGGAGCACCAUGGGAGCAGGACCACAGAAAGACAAGGGGUGGAAUGCGGGGCAUUUGGGGACAAUGCUUAGACAGGAGCAUUCCCCAAAAAGGCAGACAGGACUUUGAUUAGAAUGGCCCCUAAUGGAAGAAAGGAGAAAGACCUCAGACAUUAAGCAGCAUGGAAUGGCACCAGCUUGGUGGAGACGAUGCAACAUUGUUAGGAUAUUAGGAAAAACUGUCACUAGGAGGGUGGUGAAGCACUGGAAUGGAUUACCUAGGGAGGUGAUGGAAUCUCCUUCUUUAGAGGUUUUUAAGGCCUGGCUUGACAAAGCCCUGGCUAGGAUGAUUUAGUUGGGUAUUGGUCCUGCUUUGAGCAGGGGGUUGGACUAGCUACCUCCUGAGGUCCAGUCCAACCCUGAUAUUCUAUGAUUGUUGGGGGAUAGGCCUUGAAGAGAGAAGACAACAGCCCUAGGAGGGGAGGGUUGGCAAGACCAGAUGAAAGACAGGAAAUGGGAGAGAGUUUUGCAUUAUUUCAUUGCACG
Molecule: messenger RNA, 2459 nt
Organism: Gopherus flavomarginatus (Mexican gopher tortoise)
Lineage: Eukaryota; Metazoa; Chordata; Testudines; Testudinidae
Product: CMRF35-like molecule 1
Exons: 9
Coding region: 1-1416 (471 amino acids)
Cellular component (GO): plasma membrane
Molecular function (GO): transmembrane signaling receptor activity
Source: RefSeq, a predicted model, not a curated record